AACAGGAGCUGAGAAACCGGAUGAGCAUCAGGAAAUUCAAGAACAAAGAGAAUUCCAUGAAAAAGUUUUGGGCAAACUUGUAACAGCUACUCCUGAGGCCCUAGAGAAUACACGUGGAUGGAAGGGCAGUUUGGGGCAUUCAAGACACCCGGGACUAGACCGUCUUCCAGAGGAAAGAAAGGCCAUGCGGAGCGCGACAUGGGCGUAACUUUCAAACUGAACCUUACUCCGAUUACAGACAAGAAACCAAGGGGUCAAAAGCAUCUGGCCACCUCCGUGGCAGCUCCAGCCCCUGCUCUGCCGCGCGUGUGCGGGGCACUUGGAGUGUGUGACAGGGGGACCGGACUGCGUGUAGACGCUCGCACAGCACACACAGGGAAGUCAUGGCCGCGGGGCGGGCGUGCCAGGUCUGCAACCUGCGGACGCGGACCCCCGCCCUGGCACCGAGAACCCCCAGCCUUAAGAGGGAGACGGAGAGGAGACGACUCAGCCCCUGGCCUAGGUGCCGCUUCCAGGGCACCUUCCUCACGCACUCCGUGAUGGGCGUGUGGCCCGCAGCUCCGGCCACUGGGAACAGAGCGGCGGCGUACCACCCCAGGCGGUCAGCUCGGCCGCCCGUCACUCCUCCCCAGCCGGAGGGGACGCGAAGGACACGCAAAGGUCGCGUUCCACGCCCCGCGGCCACUGAGGCCGGGCCUCCUGGCGCCCAGAGCGUCCCGGAAGUGCGCGCAGCGGGGCCGGGGCCGGGCUGGACGCGCUUCCGGCCGGCGUGCGGCGGCCUCCUCCCGCUCCAAGGUCCCAGGUGUGCACACCUUUGGCAGGUCUCAGGGAAGAUGGCAGCCCUAGGGGACAUUCAGGAGUCCCUUCCUGUACUGUACCCUGUCAGUCUCUCCUCACCGGGGACACCUGGAGCCCAGCACCACGAGACACGGCUUCACUUCCACGGGCAUCAGCAUGGCUCCCCCAGCUCCAGCCCUGAGGUGCUCUCCCAGCCAUCUGACCUGGAUCUCGAGGACAUAGAGGAAGUUGAGAUUGGCAGAGACGCCUUCUGGCCUGAUUCGGAGUCCCAGCCAGAGCAGGCUGCCCCUCUCCCCUUGCGUGUCCCUGAAGACGGGGUGGGCCAGGACGGGGGUACGCUGCGGGGCCUCCUGAGAAGCCUUCCGCGGGGAGCCAAGUGCCCCAGGUUGGAGCAGCCGGCGGGCCAACUGCCAGGGACUCAGCACACGGGCGCGUGGCUCUCGACACUCGAGACACGGGGAGCCCCCGGGGUCGAGGGUGGGCCCGAGCUGGGGGACAGCUUCGGCCAGGUCGCAGGCCACGGGACGCGGCAGAGCAGCGCGCGGGAGACCAAGCUGCACCGGUGCGAGGCCUGCGGCAAGAGCUUCAAGUACAACUCGUUGCUGUUGAAGCACCAACGCAUCCACACGGGCGAGAAACCUUACGCUUGCCACGAGUGCGGCAAGCGCUUCCGCGGCUGGUCGGGCUUCAUCCAGCACCACCGCAUCCACACAGGCGAGAAGCCGUACGAGUGUGGCCAGUGUGGCCGCGCCUUCAGCCACAGCUCGCACUUCACGCAGCACCUGCGCACCCACAAUGGCGAGAAGCCCUACGAGUGCGGCGAGUGCGGCCAAGCCUUCAGCCAGAGCUCCAACCUGGUGCGCCACCAGCGGCUACACACGGGGGAGAAGCCCUAUGCCUGCAGCCAGUGUGGCAAGGCCUUCAUCUGGAGCUCCGUGCUCAUCGAGCACCAGCGCAUCCACACAGGCGAGAAGCCCUACGAGUGCGCCGACUGCGGCAAGGCUUUCCGCGGCCGCUCACAUUUCUUCCGGCACCUGCGGACCCACACGGGCGAGAAGCCCUUCGCCUGCGGCAUCUGCGGCAAGGCCUUCGGCCAGAGCUCUCAACUCAUCCAGCACCAGAGGGUGCACUACCGGGAGUAGCCGGGGCUGAGACCGGCCCGCUGGGGUCCUGCGCCCCUUCCAUCCUGUCUGGCGCCGCUGCGCACGGCAUGCCCACCGUCCCUAAUAAAUUCUCUCUUGGGAUGGACAUGGGAGCCAGCUCCUGCCUGGGCGGGACUUCUGGCUUCUUCCCAUCCCGGAGGGAAGAUGGGAGACAGGGCUGCUCCACUCAGACCUACCUCGUUUGUCCCCAGGGGGCUGGAGGUGCCCUGACAUAACGCUCACCCAAAGGCAGAAAUCCAAAGAAGGCGGGAUGAGGACAGGGCUGGCUUGCCUAGGAGUAGGAGCGCAAUGCUUGUCCUCCACGCUGGGCAUGGGAUCUCUUUGGCAGUUCAUCCUUGAGUAUUUCGAAGGUUUCUGGUUCUAGUCUUUUUUUUUGAGACAGUGUCAAGCUGUCACCCUGGGUAGAGAGUCGCAGCAUCACAGCUCACAGCAACCUCAAAAUAAUAAGGUUAAGCAAUUCUUAAUAAGGCUUAAGCAAUUCUCUUGCCUCCCAAGUAGCUGGGACCACAGGCGCCCGGCUAUUUUUUGUUGCAGUUGUCAUUGUUUGGCGGGCGGGGGCUGGAUUCGAACCCACUAGCUGCAGUGUAUGUAGCUGGCGCCCGAGCCACUUGAGCUACAUGCGCCGAGCCUGUUCUAGUCUAUUCUAAAUAGUGCUCUGUUCUUUCCACACAGCUCUCAGAUCUGGGGCCCCUCACCCCAUUGUCUUUCUGCCUACCUUUACCCUGUCCUGGGGAGGGGGCCCAGUGGUGCACAGGUCUUGACAAGGGCAGGCUGCUACAGCCGGAUCAGGGCUGUGACUCCUCUCCCUAGCUAGGAAGGGCAGUCAGGGGCACACAGCCCUGGAGCUUCCAGCCCCUAUGGUAAGGAAAGAGGUCAGCAGAGUGGGGGUGGCCCUGAGUGUUAACAACCCUUCUCCCUGCCCCACCUGCUCCUUCUGGGCCCACUGGGGUGAGGUGGGGGUGCUCCUGGCAAUGUUAACUAGUCCCCAGACCCUCCUAGAAGUCCUGCUGUGACCUGUCCUAGCCCCCAGAUGUCCCUGUGGCAGGUCGUUAGUCCUGUUGAAAGGAGGCUUAGGGCCUUACUUUGCGUCAGCAUCUGCAGGCACCUGCACUGUGCACGUCUGAUGUCAUCAGUCUUCAGCAAGCCCAUUUUCCAGAGGACACCCAGGGCUUAGGCCCCAUUUCCUCCCCUCUGGGACAGAGGGUCUUUGACGGCCUAAAGUUGGACUGUGCCCUUAUGGCUUCUCACAAGCCUCCACGUGGCUCCCCUAGGCUUCUUGCCACCUGGGGCUCCCUUCCAGCUUCUUAGAGGCGGCACCUUCCUUGCAGAGACUUGCUUCCGUUUGGGGUGGCUCAAAAGGUUGUGGGGAAGCCACAGGUGUCCCUGCAGGGCCUUACUGUCUGUCUGCAGCUGGUCCAUUUCUUCCCUCUGGUCCAGCUCCUUCAGGCCAUGGACUCAGCAGGCUCCGCACCGUGCCCAGAUGGGGGUCGCAUCUGGUCUAGGGCAGGUUCCGCCAGAUGCGGCCUCACCCUGGGUCAGACCUCACAUCAGGCUUUUCCCCUGAGUGUGGCGUGAGGAGGUCAGUAGAGGCCAAGUGUAGGACAGGACCUUCAUCCCUGACCCCGCACCAGCACGCUGGCAAGGCUGAGCCUGCAGAGGAGGCCUAGACCAGCAGCCAGGCUCCUGCAGGCUGGGAGAGUCUUCGUCCCAGCAGCGCGGCACCCACUGUGACCUCACCUCUUGCUUGGUCCUUUAGGCCACCUGGCUCUGCCUUCUGGAGCCAUGUUCUUUGUCCUUUGUCCCUAUUCUUUGACCUUGAAUAGCUAUCACAGGCCCUGAACCCAAAAGCUCCGGUCUCUAACCCCUACAAGAAGUCAAAACACCUGGCUGAGUCCCAGGCUGUCUUGCUGAGCACAGGUUCUUA
Messenger RNA from Nycticebus coucang (slow loris), 3885 nucleotides. It is a transcript of the gene GLI4, whose product is annotated as GLI family zinc finger 4. The coding region runs from base 384 to 1940 and encodes 518 amino acids. Gene Ontology annotation, molecular function: RNA polymerase II cis-regulatory region sequence-specific DNA binding; DNA-binding transcription factor activity, RNA polymerase II-specific. The record is from RefSeq and is a predicted model, not a curated record. NCBI's taxonomy places the organism in Eukaryota, Metazoa, Chordata, Mammalia, Primates, Lorisidae. The transcript is spliced from 4 exons. Gene Ontology annotation, biological process: regulation of transcription by RNA polymerase II.